Eutrema salsugineum is the source of this 634-nucleotide messenger RNA. RefSeq lists its product as uncharacterized. The transcript has a single exon. Lineage: Eukaryota; Viridiplantae; Streptophyta; Magnoliopsida; Brassicales; Brassicaceae. The record is from RefSeq and is a predicted model, not a curated record. The coding region runs from base 116 to 337 and encodes 73 amino acids.
AUCUCUAGCUAUCACACACACAUUCUUUCUCUCUCUCUCUCUCUCUCUCUCUGUCCCUCUAGAUUCUGUUACGAUAACGCACACGUAUACGAAGAAGAUCGUUCGUGUACAAAAAAUGAGGUGUAGAGCGCUUAACAUUCGGAGAAGAAAGAGAGUAAUGGUUAAUGUGAGUUCGAGGAAGCUCAUGAGCCGUCUUCGAAGGAUGGUUGCUCCCGAAACGAGUUUUUCCGGCGAAGUUGACGGUGACACACUUUAUCGUCUAACGGCUGAUCACAUUUUCAUACUCCAAGCAAGAAUCCAACUUCUUCGUCGUAUUUCUUCUCUAUGUGGUCUCUAGAUCGAAGGUCCAUAACCAUAUAUACACGUGGCUAUAAGUAAACAAAGCAACGGUAUAACUAUGGAAUGAACGUCUAUUUCUCUUUAUAUUUUUCUUAAUUUGUCAUCUUGGUAAAAGUCGUAAAUUAUGAUGCCGAUGCUAUAAUAUGAGCGUAUUUUAUAAUUUAUGUGACUAUGUGAAUUAUAUAUAUAAUCUGUGAUGUAUUUAAUCACUAGUAUAUGUUUACAUGCAUGCAGCUUUGACCGUGUUUAUAAGACCCAUACAUAUGAUUAUAUGAACAAUAUUCACUUUGUAGUA